AUGAGUAAGCGUACGAGUUUUGCGAGUGUUAAAUCGAUCGGGGUUGGACAAGAUAGUAUUCAAGGAAAAUCCGCUAAUAGUAAUUUUGAACCAGUUAAACUUGACAUUAAAGUUGCUCAAACGGCCGUUGUUUGUCUUCAAAGUACUGAAGAUACUGUUCUCAUACGCGCAUGUGAUUCAUUAUUUAAGUUUGCUGACAAAAGCGACAAUAACAAACUCACGCUACAUCAGAUGGGCGCUACCGAUACAUUGUUCACAUUAACACAUCAUGAAAAUCCGACGGUACAACGAAAUGCGACCAUGGCAUUUGGUCUUCUUGCUGCUCAUGUACGACGUCACUUACGAAAAAUUGAUUGUAUCCCUCACAUUGUCUCAUUGUUGUCGCCAGAGCAUGAUCGCCUCACAAAUGAAUUCGCUAUCUAUUGGCUCUGUCAGAUGUGCACCGAUUAUAGCACAAAAUCGGCUGUCCUAUCAUUAAAUGUGCUACAACCUUUGAUUCGUCUCGUCGAUGAACUUGAUCCUGAUAUUAAAUAUUAUUCAUUAGCAACAAUUGAAAAAAUUUUAGAUGAUUAUCAUGCGAGAAGUGUCGUCCGAGAACUAAACGGUAUCGAACCAAUCUUAAAUUGUUUAAAAUCGGAUUAUCCACAAAUCACGGAAGCAGCAUGUAAUUGUAUACAAAAGCUAGCCACCGACCCACUGAAUCGUGCUGUUUUGCGAGAUAACGGUGGUCUGGAUAAAAUGAUUGAUUUUAUUGGACAAGACGACAGUAAAGAUGUUCACGUUCACUGUUUGAAUGCUCUAGCUAAUAUUCUAGAAGAUACAGAGUGUCUUGAUCUUAUUCAAUCAAAUGGUGGCUUAAAACGACUAAUGCAAUUCGUUCAAGACAGUGUCGUACCAGCAGUACAAGCAUCGGCUGCAAAAGCGAUUGGACGUGCAGCUAGGAAACCUCAAAACCGGAAAAUAUUUGCUGAACAAGAUGCUGAACGAGCAAUGGUAUUUUUGUUGCUAAGUGAUCAUGAUGAAGUUCGUAUUGCGGCAUGUCAAGCUUUGGCCGUAAUGGCAGAAAGCAUGCUUAGUAGAGAAACUAUUAGAAACAACGAUGGAAUAUUAACAUUAGUACAAAUGAUGCAAAAGGAAAAUGCGCGUCUUCGUGAAUUUUCAACAUUAGCCAUGUCGAAUCUGACUCAGAGUAAUCCAAAUAAUUGUCGUGAACUACAAGAUCAGAAUGGUAUUGAAGUAUUAAUUAAAUUGUUGAGCGACGAAAAAGAUACCACAAAAGCGUAUGCUUGUUCAACACUAGCCAAUUGUUCAACAGAUGUUGUCAUUCGAACAGAUGCUCUUAAUAAAGGCAUUAUUUCAGCGUUACUUGUGCCUCUAAAAUCAUCUUAUGAAGUAACACAAGCCAAAGCCGCGAUAGCAUUAUCGGCAUUUGGUAUUGAUAAAUCUGCGAAAAACGAGAUAUUGAACAAAGACGGUAUUAUUCCACAACUAAUCAGUCUCUUAAAAUCAAAUAAUGAUGAAGUACGCCGAAAUGCCUGCUUUGCCAUCAGUGUCCUAUGUACAGAUGUGACAAUUGCUACUGAAAUCCUAAGACACGGUGCUUUGGAAAUUAUUCGAGGCUUAAAUACAUCAGACUCACGAAAAAGUAAAUUUACAGAAAUGGCAUUACAGAAAAUAUUAGAUAGUCAUUUAUCAGCAAAAUAUUCUUAUCUCGGAAGAUUAGAUGUGAAUAAUGUAACGACCGAUGGAUUCUAUGAUAUGGGACCAAUCAAAGAAGAUGGCAAAUUUCUUACCAUUGACGAAUUAUCUCAACAAGAAUUGAAUGAAAAAAGAGCGAUUCUAGUCGUUUAUGCCCGAGAAGACAAUUCUGUUGAUUCAGUAGCAGGUCGUGGAAAAAAAGAGAAACGUGAAGUGGAGGAGAAAAGAGGCGAUGGUUUAGCAAAAUCGGCUGCGGAUUCGCAAGAUAACCCGGGAACGUAUAAACCCAUCAUUGAUAAAGAGUUUCAAAUGUAUGUGAAUGAGGUUCGAUCACAAUUAUCAUCUCUAACAUUACCAGAACAAAUUUCAGCACUGGCUAGAUUUGUAAGUGAUAAAAUGGGUGGUCCAAUAAACGUCGAAGAUAUUUCAAGUUUUGGUUAUGAAGUUGCAAUGAAUCAGUUGAAGGCUGAAGUUCGAUCAAAUAUAAUUCCAAUUGGAAAAGUGAAGAAAGGUAUUCAUGCACAAAGAGCAUUUUUGUUUAAGACAUUGGCUGAUCGACUUAAUCUCCAGUGUGCAUUAAUUCGUGGCAACUACAAUCGAGCCUGGAAUGAAGUUAUAUUAGCGGACAAUACCAAGGGUGUUCGAUUUCCUCCAAAAGUAUGGAUCGUCGAUUUAUUACACGAACCUGGACGGCUUAUUUUAGCAAAUUCUACUGAUGCAAGAUUGUACACCACGUUAUCUUAG
This is a messenger RNA of Didymodactylos carnosus, 2442 nucleotides long. Lineage: Eukaryota; Metazoa; Rotifera; Eurotatoria; Philodinida; Philodinidae. The record is from the annotation of a GenBank genome assembly.